AUGGAACAAACAGCAGGGCGCUUGGUUUUGGCUUUCCUCCUGGUCGCAAUGGUCAAUGGUGCCACCAUCCAAAGCAUCACUUGGUGUGCAGUUACCGAGCUCGAAGAGCAGAAAUGUUUGGAUCUGGCCAGUAACAUGACGGGCCAGAGCUUCCGUGGGAAGCUGCAGUGUGUGCUGGGUCACAGUGCUACAGACUGCAUGCAGAAAAUUAAGAAUGGCACAGCCGACGCUGCCUCCAUGUUUCCUGAUGAGAUCUACACCGCUGGCGUUUGUUUCGGGUUAGACGUCGCAGCAGGAGAAUCACACAACGGAAUUGAUGGCAUUAAUUACUACGUGGUGGCGUUGGCACGCAGGUCCUCUGGCGACCUGUCCCUGCUGGAGAUGCACGAGCGCAGUUCAUGCCACCCUGGAAUCCGCACCACCGUGGGCUGGACGGUGCCGAUCGGCUUCCUGGUCAACACGUCACAGAUCAGCGUGGGCGAGCAGUGCAACUUCCCUCAUGCGGUGGGAGAUUUCUUCGGGUAUAGCUGUGUUCCAGGGGUAAAAGACAAGGAACAUGACCCCAAAGGAAACAAUCCCAGAAACCUUUGUGAGGCCUGCAUAGGUGAUGAGAACGAUCGGCACAUCUGCGCCAAUAAUCCUAGGGAACGGCACUACGGCGAAGCAGGAGCUCUCAGAUGCGUGGCAGAGAACCUCGGGGAUGUGGCCUUUGUGAAACACACCACUGUCUUUGACAACCUCAAUGGUAAGAACCAGGAAUCAUGGGCUCUAGACAUAGAGAUGGAGGACCUGAAGCUACUCUGCCCAGAUGGAACUGAAGCGCCUCCCUCUGAACACGAGCGAUGCCACCUGGCUCUGGUGCCCGCCAACGCUGUGGUGGUGCGCCUGGAGGAUAAAUGCCGCGUUUACAAGUUCCUGGAACGGCUUCAGAAUACAUUUACCAAUGCCACACAGGGCUUCUCACUCUUUAGCUCGAUGGGGUACGGACAGCCUGACGUCAUGUUCAGUGACUCGACCGUGAAGCUGAUGAGGGUGAUGGGAACUUACCGAUCAUGGCUGGGACACAGUUACACCACUAUGCUUCAGGCAUUCGAGUGUGAAGGUUUGUGCUGAUGGGAUUAAGACUUCUCUCUCUCACUCACUCUUUCUCUUUCUCACCCUCCACCUAUCCUUUCUUCUCUCAAAUAUUCCUAUCCCUCCACACUUUUGCCAAGUGCCUUCUCAUUCCCAAGCUUCAUGCUUUUCC
Molecule: messenger RNA, 1246 nt
Organism: Neoarius graeffei (lesser salmon catfish)
Lineage: Eukaryota; Metazoa; Chordata; Actinopteri; Siluriformes; Ariidae
Gene: otomp
Product: otolith matrix protein
Exons: 9
Coding region: 1-1113 (370 amino acids)
Biological process (GO): iron ion transport
Cellular component (GO): early endosome; recycling endosome; plasma membrane
Source: RefSeq, a predicted model, not a curated record